CACAGGAUGGAAAUUCCUGGUGUCCGCAGGGAGGGCGCGCGUGUGAAAGGCGCAUUGAUGCAGCCGGAGACAGCCGCGGCAACAGAGAGCGUUGGGGCCAGACACUGACCAAUUCAGCUGCCUCCCACCCCCUCUUCCUAACGGGCCAGAGCUCAGCCGAGUCUUUCAGCCGCUCAUUCGGCGUGACCAUGCGCUCCUGCAACCCGGCUGCUGCCUCCGCUUCUGUCCGGCUGCACCUCUGCCUCCUGCAGCUCCUUCUGCUGCUGCUGUGGCCCGCGCCUUUGGGCGGCACGGAGAACCCCAAAGGAAAGCAGAAAUCGCAGCUCCGCCCCAGGGAGGUAGUGGACCUGUAUAAUGGAAUGUGCAUUCAAGGACCUGCUGGAGUGCCUGGCAGAGAUGGAAAUCCUGGAGCCAAUGGCAUCCCAGGUACUCCUGGAAUCCCAGGUCGAGAUGGAUUCAAAGGUGAAAAGGGUGAAUGUCUGAGAGAAACUUUUGAAGAGACCUGGUCACCUAACUAUAAACAGUGUUCAUGGAGUGCACUUAACUAUGGAAUAGAUCUUGGGAAAAUUGCAGAAUGCACAUUCACAAAGAUGCGCUCUAAUAGUGCCCUCCGGGUGCUUUUUAGUGGAUCACUUCGACUAAAAUGCAAAAGUGCCUGCUGUCAGCGGUGGUAUUUUACAUUCAACGGGGCUGAAUGCUCUGGACCACUUCCCAUUGAGGCCAUAAUUUAUUUGGAUCAAGGAAGCCCAGAGAUGAAUUCAACUAUUAACAUUCAUCGAACUUCUUCAGUGGAAGGUCUAUGUGAAGGAAUCAGUGCUGGUUUAGUGGACAUUGCUGUCUGGGUUGGUACCUGUGCAGAUUACCCCAAAGGAGAUGCCUCAACUGGAUGGAAUUCAGUGUCCCGAAUCAUCAUUGAAGAACUCCCAAAAUGAAUCCCGCAGGUCCUCAUUCCCUACCUCCUUUUGAAUACAACUUAAACAGUUUAUUUUAUGAAACAUUUUGUACUUUGAAAAAAUAAGUUAAACUUUUUUUUUUUUUAAAACAGAUGUAAUCUAGUAUUGUGUAUUCAGACUUUCUUCUUUUUUUAAUGUCAUGUUACAAAUGUUUAAGACAAUUUGAGGAAUUUGCUGUUGGUACAAACAUUCCUUCCCACUUCCCUGCCUUAAAAAUAACCUCUCCCAGGUCCCAUUAGUAAUAACCUCAUUUUUGUCAGACAGGCUUUCUCUUUUCUCCUCACCUACCUCUUCUCUAUCAACAUAGCAUCUAAACAAAUUCAUAACGAGAACCAUUAUAGAAGUUGGGGUUGUUUAAAAUUGUUUUGUGUCUGUUAAAUAAAGCCUACUAUAAAAAAAUUUAAAGCCUCAAGUCUCUAAAUGAGGAGCUAUUAAAGAUUUUAGAGCAGAGACCAGAUAUAAUCCAAAUUGGUCUUUUCUUGAUCAGUUGAAUUUUUCUUAAAAUUGAAAGAGAUGAUCAGUCCCUCUUGUUCAGAUUAUUUUUCUCAGUUAAUAACAAAUGCCUUUCUCAAUCAGUGAUUUUGUGGUAUAUCUAUGCCUAUAAUGGGAAUAGAAAAAAACAACACUACAUGUAAAACUCAUGUAUCCAAAUUUACCUUUUUUUUAAAUUAAUAUUUCAUUUAUCCCUAAUCACAUGCAAAAUAAUCUUCAACAUCCAUUUUCUAUAAUUUUUGAGUGCCAAAUUCUCUUCUUUCCUCCUUCCCCAUUCCUCACCUGGAAGGAAAGCAACUUGAUAUAGACCACACAUGUGCAGUUAUAUAAAACACAUCUCCAUACCAGCAAAUGAGAUAAUUUUUUGGAACACUUUUUUUAAGUGGUGACCAAAGUUUCCUCCUGGCAAGCUGGAGAUGCGAACAUUGCAAAUCUGCAAGUCAGAUCAAUUCACAGCAGUUGGUGGGUAGUGAUAUCCACCUUCUCUUUUUAUAUAGGAAAGGUCCCUUAUCAGAUGUUUAUUGAUAUUUCAUCAUUCCCUCCGCCCCUGAAUCCCCAUUUUCCAGGAUUCUAGGGCAGUGCUUGAUGGGGAAGCAAGGAUCUUUGAUCUUUGGGAUCUUUGAGCCUUAUGAUUGGUUGAUGGAUAAAAGUUCCACAAUGAAUAUUUACCCAAGAAAACCCAUUUAUCCAAAUCAGUGGCAAAAGAGAAAUCAGACAAAGUAAGGAAAUAUAUAUAUACCAGAUGAUGUAGAGUAAGAUGUUCCUAGAUCUUUGGGGAAACUCCCCGAAGUCUCUAGUGUAGCAACUGGGGAUAAGGAUAUAAUUGAAAUUGCUAGGUCCAUUCAUGUCUUCCCAGAAUCUUUUCCUUCAGCAACCUGAAGUUGGAUUGAGCUCUUCCAUCUUCCCUCUUGAAGCAAAAAACUGGAAGCAUUGAUUGCAGACCUCAGAGGGACAUGAAGCUUGAAGAGUCCUGCCUUUUAGAAAGGGAAGGAUAUUUUUCUCCAGCAAUGAGGAGAGUCCCAUGCCAAUGGGUUUGAGGAUUAAGGUUACACUGUGAAAUAUUCAUCUGUAAAUUUCCCAACACCCAAGGACUCAUCUCUCUUAUCGGUGGCAGUUAUUUUAUAAACAAUUUCAUGGCAAAUAAAGAAGAAAGGUGUUAUUGUUCAUUCACAGCCUAAAUUUAUGACUUAACUACUGAGACAAUCUCCAAAAUCUAAAAUUUAAUGUAAACAGGUGAAAGUUCACCUAGGGCUCUUUAUUAUUUCAUGUACUGAGCUGUCUUGAACCUAUAAGGUGAUCCAGCUUUAAACUAUUAAAAUGUAUGAAUUUUAUUAAUAAUGUAUGAAUUAUAUGCCAAGCAAUGUCAACUCACUUAUAUUCACAAAGAAGGGUUGUAGUAAAAAUCCUAAAUGGUAAAUAUCCUUAUAGACAUUAUGAGAAAAGUCAUAGCAUCCAUAAACAUUACAAAAUGAAUUAGAGCAGUUAUUAUGUAGCUAGCUAUGCUACAUAUACUUUAGGGAGAUUAAUCUAAUCUGGCUGCAGCAUUAUAGCUUGGCUGUUGGAUAGAGGAAAGAGAUUGAAGGCAGGCAGAAUAGUGGAAGAAGUCAUUGUAAUAGUCCUGGUAAGAAUGGUGAGGGCUCAGACUAGGAUAGAGAGAAGUUUUAGAAGUAGAAUUAGUUGAACACGGCAACAAAUUAGAUGGUCAGUGAUGAGGGAAUUGAGGGAAAGGGAGGAAUUAAUGGUGAUGAUCCUGAAAUUUAUAACUUAGAUAGCAGUAAGGAUUUGAUUGAAAUUAAAAGUCUAGAGUGAAUGAGAGAAAUUGGAAGAGAUUUAUCAUCUAUAGGUAAUAGUGGGAGUUGUGGAAAGGAAUGAAAGUGAGAGGAUUGUGACUACUAAUUUCAAUUCAAUGAAUAUUUAUUCCCCUUAUGGGGAAAUCAUGAGAUAGAGGUAGCAUAGCAUAAUAAAUGAAUGAGUUAAGGACUUAAGUUCAAAGGUUCUAAUGCACCAACUGAAGGGAAAGACUAUUAGAAAGGAAAGACAAAACAGCUGAGGACAGAAUCUCUUGGUUCUAUCAUCUAUAAAAUGAGAGGUUGUGAAUAAAUGGCUUCUAAUUCUAAAUCUGGAAGCAUUUAGGUGGCAC
Molecule: messenger RNA, 3585 nt
Organism: Sarcophilus harrisii (Tasmanian devil)
Lineage: Eukaryota; Metazoa; Chordata; Mammalia; Dasyuromorphia; Dasyuridae
Gene: CTHRC1
Product: collagen triple helix repeat containing 1
Exons: 4
Coding region: 189-932 (247 amino acids)
Source: RefSeq, a predicted model, not a curated record